Molecule: messenger RNA, 1785 nt
Organism: Manihot esculenta (cassava)
Lineage: Eukaryota; Viridiplantae; Streptophyta; Magnoliopsida; Malpighiales; Euphorbiaceae
Product: probable polygalacturonase At3g15720
Exons: 8
Coding region: 441-1379 (312 amino acids)
Biological process (GO): carbohydrate metabolic process
Molecular function (GO): polygalacturonase activity
Source: RefSeq, a predicted model, not a curated record
UAUGAAAAUGUUGAAAUCUUGUCUACAUUGUAAUGGAAACAUGUAAAAAAAAAAUAAAAAAAAUAAAUGUGAUUAUGCAUAUCAAGUAAUAAAAAAAGAUCAGAUUAUGUCAUCUUUUUUAUUUGGAAUUACCAUAAUUUUAUUAGAGAUAUGGAAAAAAAUUCAGCAGGGAGGAUGGAAAAUACAUUCACUUUGAUUUCUUUCCUCCAGAAGCUAAUGCAGAUCAUCAUCUUAUAAGUAGCUUUGCAGUUUCUGUUAGAUCAAUUCACAAAUUGUUUUCUCUUGUUCAGUCUUCUCAAUCUUUCAUUUUUCUCAGACAUACAAUGGUAAGGAUUGAGCAGUAAUAUAUCUGUGAAGCGUUAAUCAUCAUUUGAAAUCAAAUUCUUUUCAUUUUGCAGGAUUCAUUUGCCAUUGUCUGUGUUUUGAGCCUAGUCUCAUCAAUGUUCAUCGUCGUUUCGAGUAAAAAUUACAAUGUUCUAAGUUAUGGGGCAGUUGGCAAUGGCAAUAAUGAUGACACACAGGCAUUUAUCAAGGCAUGGACAGACACAUGUAAGGAUUCAGACAGACCUGUUAUGUUAAUUCCCAAGGGAAAGACAUUCUUGGUGCAUCCUGUAACAUUUGCAGGUCCUUGCAAAUCUAGCCAAGUCGACGUUCAGUUAUCAGGAAAUGUUAUAGCCCCUAAUGAUCCUAAUGCCUGGAAGGGCUUAGAUUUUGGAAAAUGGUUAACUUUUCAAUAUGUAGAUGGGCUCACAGUAUCUGGCGAUGGCUUGCUAGAUGGACGUGGAAAGGGCUGGUGGGAUAUUUCUUGCAAAUACAAUCCUGGAAAGGGUUGCAACAAACUUGCUCCAUCGAUACUCAGAUUUGAAAACUGUAACAAUGUUAAAACGACAAGAAUUAGAACUGUACAAAGUGGCGGAGUUCAUCUUGUCUACUUUGGCUGCCAAGGUGUGGAAGUAACAUCAGUGAACAUAAACGCACCUGACGAAAGCCCCAACACAGAUGGCAUCCGCCUUUCACACUCGACUUCUGUGUCCAUCACUGACUCGAUUAUCGGCACCGGAGAUGAUUGCAUUGCCAUGCUGGAUCGCUCAUACAACAUUUCCAUCACUCGUGUUAACUGUGGACCUGGUCAUGGAAUAAGCAUUGGAAGCUUAGGAGGUAAUGGAGACGAGGUAGACUUGGAGAACAUAACUAUAAGUCAUAUAAAUUUCUACAACACAACCAAUGGGGCAAGGAUCAAGACUUGGCCGGCUGGGAAAGGCCAAGUUCGAAACGUUGAGUUCUCUAAUAUAAAGUUUAAGGAAGUGGAGAAUCCCAUCAUCAUUGAUCAGCACUACGGUGAAUCCAAAAAUUCACCCCGACAAAAGACGGAGUUUUAAUGAGUAAAAUAAAAGAAACAAGUUCAUAGUUGAGAAGUACUGACCAUUUUAGUUUAACAGAAAACUGGAAUUCAAAUAAUUGGAGUUCGCUAUCAUGAAUUAUCUGGGACGUCAAAGACAGAUAUGGCUAUGAAUUUUGAUUGUAGUGAGAAUGUGCCUUGCAAGAAUAUCAGCUUGAAGAAUAUUGAAUUAAGAACUGCAUCAUCAGUGCAAUCAGUGAGUUCAAACUGCAACAAUGCUUUUGGAUCGGCUGAAGGAAAGGUGGUGCCUAAGCCCUGUCUCCGAUGAAAUCCAAACAACAAAUUUAGAUUCUUCACAAUGCUUUUUUAAAAUAAUUAACACAGUGGGAGGAAAAGAAAGCUCCUUAAUUUCCUUAUUGUUUGUUAUAUGUUAGCAAAAUUUCUAA